ACCCGACGCAUCGCGUCACCGCCGCCAUUAUAGAUUCCGUUGUGAGUGACUGAGUUGUUCCCCUCGAAAGAAUUUCAUCGAUUUCACUGGUAAAGACGGACAUAAUCCACCGAUAUUAACCGAAAAUAAAAACAAUUGAGGGAGUUAACAAAGAUAUUGAGAUGAAAACGUACAGUAGAAAGAAGGGUGACAGCCCUAGCAACGUUAUUAUUCACGUUAACGAGUUAUGCCGACUGUGUCUGGCCAAAGAGGAAGAGAUGGUGCCGAUUUAUGAUGACGAGGCCGUACCACUGCCCCUGAGAAUCAUGGCAUGUGUUAACCUGGAGGUCUACGAAGAGGAUGGUCUUCCCAAUAUGAUCUGCCACCCCUGCAAGUACCAGCUGGAGAAAUCCUACCAAUUCAAGAAGAAAUGCGAGGCCGCAGACACAAAGCUGCGAAAGCACAUGAAAUUGAUUCACCGGUUGACAGGCCUGACCGAGGAGACGAGUCAGGAUGAUGGGAACGAGUCUGGUGACGAGGGAUCGAGCAGUGGCAAGUCACGUCAAGUGAAACAACUCCUGGCAGAUCUGGUGGCAGUUAAAGGGGAUGGGAGCCAGACAGAUGGUGGUGCAAUCGAGGUGACAGAGGAGGAGCUCGUUGGUGGAUACAUCCUGGGAAUGAGUGCAGAGAACAUGGACACAGAGGAGACAAUCUCCGAGGGCCCCUCCAACAUCACUCUCAUUCCAGCUGAGGAGAAAACAGCAAAGGCUCGUUGCACCAUGAGAGCGGCCAGAAUAAAGCAGGAGCAGGAGUCCGAAGACGAUGGUGAGGACAUCCAGAAGGGGGAGAAGAGAAAUGUCUACAUGAUGGAACUGACGAGCCAUCAAUCAGAUAAUCUCAAGCUCCAGCCCAUGGGGGAUUCCAUGGUGGAGGCGAGUGAGGAGAUGAAGGUCUUCAAGUGCGAUCAGUGCCCCAAGGCCUUCACCAGGAGAAUAAUGCUGAAGAGUCAUCAGUCUGUUCACUCUACCCAGCGGGGAUUCACUUGUCAGGCAUGUGAGAAGUGGUUCCCAACGAGAUCUGCUCUGAUCAGACACGAGAGGACUCACACUGGGGAGAAACCAUUUGGCUGCAACAUCUGCCACAGGGCAUUCGCACAAAAGGAAAUUCUCCUUCGUCAUCUCAUGACUCAUUCAGGACAGAAACCCUUCCAGUGUCAGGAUUGUGAUAAGAGCUUUACCCAGAGGGAGGCACUCAGGGUUCACAUGAGGCGUCAUCAGAAGCUCGAUCCCAAUGAUAUUCAGCUUCAUCAUUGUCAGCUGUGUCCCAAGGCUUUCUGUCAUGCAUCUGGACUCAGCAGACAUCUCGUUACACACACUGGGAGAACUUACAAGUGUGUCGAGUGUGAGAAAUCUUUUACUGAUAAGAGCUCUCUGCUGAGACACAGCCGCAUACAUGCACCCAAGAAGAUGUAGAUUUGAUCCUGAAAAUUUGGGGGGAAAGGAGAAUGGCUUCUGGGGUUUUAAAAUUGAAUGGGAGAGAACCGUCGAUUUUUUUUUUGCAAUACUUAAAGAAAAUGAUAAAUUAUAAUUAUCUCAUUUUAUUACUUCAAUGAUUUGAAUUUUUAGUUUGAAGGAGUGCUGAGGAUAGAUAUCGAUCUCUAGGAUUUAGAGAGAAAAAUUUUAACUCCAGGGGCUGGGAUUUUCCUAGGGCUCCCAGUACAAUAGCAUUAAUCUGAUAGAUCACAUAAUUCUAAGGUUGAGAGGAACUCUUUCUGUAAGAAUAAUUAAUUUCAUAGUUAUUAUUAUUUUUGAAUUCAGUAGCAGAAUGUUAAAAUAGAGAAAAAUUUCCGAUUGGAAUAUUAUCAAGUUUUCCAUUUUGCCACUGAGUUUCUUAUUACUGAUGAUUGAUAGACGUUAACUGGAACUAAUUUUACUGUAUAUAUUCGAAUUUUCGAAAAUGACAUUUUGUAUGUACCAGAUUUUGGAAAUUGGGAAUUUCCCCCAGUCUCCAAUUCUAUUAAUUCAUAAUAAAAAUCAUGAACUUUCGAAAUAAUUUUCUUUAUGAUUGUACUGAUGUAAUAGUGGAUCCUGUAAGUGUUGUAGGCAUGAACAUGAGAUAAUUAUCAAUAAACGAGAUAAUGAGACAACAAGGGGAAAUUUUUAAAACCACAUUUGACAUUUCUCUCGUAUUUAUUUCAUAGUUUGUCGAUUUGACGCUGUAAUUUUCACAUAAUCAUUGAUCAGGCUAAUCUAAUUGAUUUAUUAUAUCGGUAAAACGUCGAUGAAAAUUAUCUAAUAAUCUAUGACAAUUUUCCAAUUACAAAUAUCGCCGUUGGUUUGAUGAAACAUCAAGCUUCAUAUAAAUUCGUAGUCAACAUCAAUUCUCAAUUCAUGAG
Messenger RNA from Fopius arisanus, 2374 nucleotides. Its product is annotated as zinc finger protein 543. The record is from RefSeq and is a predicted model, not a curated record. Gene Ontology annotation, cellular component: nucleus. The transcript has 2 exons. Gene Ontology annotation, molecular function: zinc ion binding; DNA-binding transcription factor activity, RNA polymerase II-specific. Lineage: Eukaryota; Metazoa; Arthropoda; Insecta; Hymenoptera; Braconidae. Bases 162 to 1451 code for a protein of 429 amino acids. Gene Ontology annotation, biological process: regulation of transcription by RNA polymerase II.